AUGAAUUCUUUCAACAAUAAAGUCGUCUUAUUUUUUGUUAUUUUCGUUAUUUUAUCGAUUUAUGUCCCAAUAUCUCACGGACAAAAAGGAGUUUCAACCACAACUGAAACUUCUACGGUUGUGCCGACACUCACAGCUACCGUGACUGCUCCAACUUCAAUUGUUACAGAUUCAACUACUGUCACAAGUCCAUCAGUAACAAUAACCACAACAACUCCUGGUGUCACUCCUACAAAUGCUGCUUCUUAUGUGAAAUCUAAUGCUGGUGUUGGUGCAAUUUGUGGUGUUGCAGCAUUAUUUGCUGCUAUUCUUUAA
Messenger RNA from Entrophospora sp. SA101, 315 nucleotides. NCBI's taxonomy places the organism in Eukaryota, Fungi, Glomeromycota, Glomeromycetes, Entrophosporales, Entrophosporaceae. The record is from the annotation of a GenBank genome assembly.